This is a messenger RNA of Ostertagia ostertagi, 1185 nucleotides long. The record is from the annotation of a GenBank genome assembly. NCBI's taxonomy places the organism in Eukaryota, Metazoa, Nematoda, Chromadorea, Rhabditida, Trichostrongylidae.
AUGACAACCUUGGACAAGGUUAUAAAACAGGAAGAAGCCAUCGAACAGUCCAUGCCGAAAAGCAGGGAAAACCCCCCUGACACAAAAGAAACACCAAAAAGAAUAGCAGGAGUGAGGAAAAGGCGCACUACAUUCUGCUUUUAUUGCGACAGCCAAGAGCAUUGGUCAACUGAAUGCACAAAAAUAGCCAAUCCAAAGGCACGUUUGGAAUACCUGAAGAAGGCCAAUCGGUGCAUAGGAUGCGGAGGUAAAAAUCACGUUUUUGCCGAAUGUAAAGGCAAAGGCUGUAUGAAAUGCGGUAAGAAGCAUCAUACAUCAACCUGCUUUCAAACAAAGCAAACUACAGAAGGCACACCGCUGCCAAAACCAUCAAACAACAAGAAGGAGGGCAGCAAGAAAACACCUCGAGCGCAGCAAAAUUGCGCAUUCUACGAGGAUGACACACUCACAGAGGAUGAAGCUCCAAAUCUAACUGUGAUGAAAAUAGAAAACACCACUAAAGGAACAUUACAUACGGUGCAUCCGCGCACACGACGUCCAUUGAGAUUACAUGUACUUUUGGACACUGGCGCAGAUCGUACCUUCAUUGAUGCUGAUCUCGCCAAAGAGCUCGAGCUACCAGAGCAUAAUGUGAUCACAAUGAAGUUGUGCACAUUCGGAGAAAAGCAUCCGAAAGAAAUCCAAUGCAUCGAUACAUAUUUGCAAGUGUGGGACUCCACAGGAAAAGAACAUAAUCUACGAGUUUUCACACACGAUGGACUCACGAGGAAUUAUCACAGAAGGCGCCUUGAAGAAAAGGACCUUCAGUUCAUUCGUGAUAAUCAUCUCAUCCUGAGUGCUCCAAAAGAAGGAGAAGCUCAUUCUCCAAAGAUACUCAUAGGCUGUGACCAGCUAUGGAACUUUAUGAACUUCGAAGAACGAAACUUCAUUUUACCAUCUGGUCUUGUUCUAGUACCGACACGACUAGGUUAUAUGGUCACUGGGAAGCGCAACUGCAAUAAAGAAGAUGACCCUGGCCAACAGAGUUACUCAGUGCAUACUGUUGAGUCAUCUUAUCAAACACUUGGUCAGUGGGAACACCAUUGGACAAUACAGCCUCAUCAAGCAGAAAAGGAAUUCUGCGGCCCUGAAAAGGAAGAAAAGGCUCUCAUCAACGCUCAAGUCUUGGCAGACUUCAACAAAUAA